AUGGUAACGUUAAUGCAUAAUGUUGCAGUUAAAAAGAAUACACAUCAAUGUUUGAUUUUCUUGCAGUUAUAUAAUAAGUUAUAAACAGUAAGCAGUUCUGGUGCUGUUUCAUCACUUAUUGGUGUCUCUGAAUAAGGCUUCUGAUGCAAGACUAUAGAACCACAGCAGAAUGAGUUAAAUAAGUGUGUGUGUUUAGAUGUGCAUUGAUAGUGAAUUGACCUCCCUGUCUCAGAUAAAGUAAACAGAGACAGACAAGCACAGUCUGUAACCUUUAACCCCACAUACACUCACAUACAAAAGGCUCCAUCCGUCUCCAGACGUGAAUAGGCAUGCUAUUUGUAUAUCUGAGUUAUGUAUCUGAUAUCAUCAUGAAUAUUUAGGUUUGUCUAUAGCUCUUUUUUAUUAUUACUUAAAAAUGUAAUUCAAAUAUUUAGUUGUAAAGUCCUCAGUUAAGCUGAUGAUACACGGGGCAACUUUUUGAGCAAUGUUGUUGUCUUUGGGCAACCAGGUGAGGAACAGGGCCCACAACCGAUAUAAAGUAUCCACAUAAAAAUUUGUAGCCAAUUCUCAGUGGUAAAAGUGCCAAAGCAACACUGCUAAAAAAAAUACAAUGUUUUUUUGUCACUUUUAAAAAAUGACAAGAUGUAUGGUUAAAGUUUUGAUUUGUGGCCCAGUGAGCUUAUGUCAUUUAGAGUGAGAUCAUCAACUCGUCAUAUCUUGUAUACAGUAAUUAGCAGCACAAACAUACAAAUAAACAACCCUGCCCAAUCAAGAAACCUCGCCUUACUUUAGAUGCAGAUGAGCGAUAACAAGGGCCUGAUGGGAGGAGGUGUGUGUGUCUAUCUGUGUGUGUUUGGAGGGGGAUGUGGGUCCAGCAAACACAUAAAUGACGCCUGCAGACACAGGAUCAGAUGCAAUUGGCUUGCUGGAUCUUCGAAGUAACUUCACAUUCAAACUGAGUUCUGCUGCGCAAAGGAUUUAAACAUACACAACAAUGACUUCAUCUGUAUCAUGUGCGCUCUUUAUAUUAGUAUCAGUCGUUCUCCCGGUGUCCUUUGCGCUAUCGGGGGAAUAUUGUCACGGUUGGACGGACACAUUUAAUUCUUGGCACCGGGGAUUCCAAUGUCCGGAGCGCUUUGACGGCGAGGACGCGCGCUACUGCUGCGGUACGUGCGCGCUCAGGUACUGCUGUACUUACGCGGAGGCGCGCCUCGAUCAGAGCACCUGCGAUACCGACUCCGAGCCUGAGAACACGGGUGACGUGAGAAAGAUAACAGAGAGUGUUCCAACCUAUUUGCCCUUUGUGAUUGUGGUGAGUGCGUUCCUGUCGUUCGUUCUAGUUGGCACGGUUGUCUCUAUCUGCUGCUGCCAGUGUGUGAAACCCAAAGCGAGCGAGCGGCCAGCAGGGCCAUCCGCUGCUCAAACCAGCCUGUUGGAGUCUGGAGGGCCCUCUGUGGACAGCUCUACCCCGUCCCGCACCUCCACUUCAGGCUCAUCCAUGACAAACGCUCGCCCUCCACCAUCCGAGCUCAGCGUGAACCUCUACGGCCCGAUGGGAAACGCAUUCCCUCCCUCUCAGUCCCAGCAGUAUGUUCCUCCACUUCCACAGGGGGCGCCACAGUUCUACCAGCCCUACAUGAAUUAUGCUCUCCCCCCAGAGCGCAGCAUGCUGAUGGCCCCUGCGUUCCUGGAUGCCCGUUCUGCAUUUGGGAAGGUGCACGGGCAGCCUUUUCCUCAGGCCCCCAUGUGCACAGAGCCCCUUUAUCCCCCUGUCGCUAUCUGAUAAUGCUUAAAAAACUAUGAAUGGACUAUAAAACUGUGUGAGACUACACAAGGAGUAGGAAUGUCUCAGGGAUACUUUCUUUUUGCUUUAUCCACAAACACAAUUAUGACUGAUAUGAUGUUGGUCAUGAUGUAUUAAUACUUCUCAUAGGAGUGUGUUUGCAUGAACACUUUUGCUGUUGCUGUUGCUCAGCAAUCACUGAUUGUAUUGUUAUUUAUUAACAGAUUAGAGAAUAAAUGUAUUUUCAUAGGCAA
Molecule: messenger RNA, 2037 nt
Organism: Carassius auratus (goldfish)
Lineage: Eukaryota; Metazoa; Chordata; Actinopteri; Cypriniformes; Cyprinidae
Gene: shisa2a
Product: shisa family member 2a
Exons: 2
Coding region: 995-1783 (262 amino acids)
Source: RefSeq, a predicted model, not a curated record